AUGGAACAGCUGACGAAGAACAUCUAUGGGAGCUGCCAGGAGUCGUCUGGAAAAGCGAAACUUUACCUUGUCUAUAAGUUGGCUCUAACUCAGCGCGCAGACUAUUGGGAUCAGGAUAAAAUAGCGGUCGAUGAAGUGGAAGAGAGGCAUAUCACCUGCUGGUGGAAGACUUUGCCGAUCCGUGAUGUCAUUUGCGAAUUGGACGUUCAGCUAGCUUCGAGCGGUAUGAGCAGUGAGCCACCGAACCAGCGACUAACGUUGCUGCGGACCGUGCAGCUGCGCGAAAAAGAGCUGGCCUUUGAAACAUCCCUUGUGACUCUUCAAGAAUUUCCUAACGGCGGGGGCAAGCUGCCUAUUAGAAUUCAGAUGACGCAGCAGGACUUGGUCGUCGAGAUGCAAAAGACGAUGGGCUUGUGCGCGUCGAAGAAACGAUACACAACCGAGCUCUCAAGUGACGAAAUCGAAGCUAUCCGAGACGUUUGGAUAAAGGCGAAGAACAAUAACGUUGGGAAGAAGAUUCUGCAAACGCUGAUCGAAAAACGUCCAAAGUUCGCCGAAUAUUUUGGCAUACAAAGUGAAUCUCUCGACAUCAAAGCAUUGAAUCAAAGCAAGGAAUUCCAUCUUCAG
Messenger RNA from Ostertagia ostertagi, 627 nucleotides. Lineage: Eukaryota; Metazoa; Nematoda; Chromadorea; Rhabditida; Trichostrongylidae. The record is from the annotation of a GenBank genome assembly.